GUUUUUCCGCGGGAGCGCGCAGGGGCGUCCUCUCGGUGGGCUCGCCGUGUCUCCGUCUCUUCUCCCCUCCCCGACUUCCAACGUCACUUCGCCACGAGUGGACGGUGUCCAUAAUACAAUUACACGCAUGGAAUUGAGGGAAAGGGAACAGGAAAGGACGGGGAAUAUUCGUUUUUUUUCGUGAGGCAGACGCAGUCGGCGCGAAAUAACACGAAAUGGUGUCCUUGUAGACUGGCGUUCGCCGCGUAGCGCUGGGUGACGUUCGGGCGAGACGUGCCAAGCUUGUCGUCCGUGUUUUUUUUUUUCCCCCUCUCUUUCCCCCCUCGGCUUUUCCAGCUGGAGAUAACUGUAUUCCUGUCAAGCGGAUUGGAGUGAAAGUCCGCCAUAUUCUGCCUCACCACGCCCGGGAGCCGCGCGAUUCGCACCGAGGGCACGCGAAGCACCGCUCGCGCGCUCCUCUCUCUUUUCCCGCGUCGAUUCGAGGGCAGCGCGCACUCUGCGAAGAAAUAAUGCUCUUUUGGGGGAAAGUGGCGAGAACGGCUGCGCUCGGCGGGAGCGCGUAGAGGCGGCGGAGCCCAACUCCGAGAGGAUCUGUUCUGUCGCUCGAAGCGACCGAGGGGGAGAAACUCGUCGCCUCCAUUAGGACAUUAGCACGGGAUCGGAGCUCGCCGGGGCUCGUCGUUUUUGUGUCUGCUCUCUCUGCCCGAAAGCGAAGGGGGAGGCCGGGAGGGGGCUUCGCGCACUCAAAUACGAACGGACACAUAUUUUCCCCCCUUUUCUCCAUCCAUGUUCUCCUUUUAUCGCGACCGUGUCCAUGUUUUUUUCCGGUAGCUCGGCUGAAGGUGCGUCUGCCUAACGCUGCUGCUGGCGGAGGAUUUUAAUGUGUUGUGAUUUUACAAGAGCGCAUAUCUAGUGUUGAAUAUACACGAAGUUCACGUCGCUGAAGCAGAGGUUUGUUUUUUCGGGGGGAAGAAUGACCCUGGAGUCCAUCAUGGCGUGUUGCCUUAGUGAAGAGGCAAAGGAAGCCAGGCGGAUCAACGACGAGAUCGAGCGGCAGCUCCGUCGGGACAAGCGGGACGCUCGCCGGGAGCUCAAGCUCCUGCUCCUGGGAACGGGAGAGAGUGGGAAGAGCACAUUCAUCAAGCAGAUGAGAAUCAUCCAUGGCUCCGGUUACUCGGAGGAGGACAAAAGGGGCUUCACCAAGCUGGUGUACCAAAACAUCUUCACCUCCAUGCAGGCCAUGAUUCGUGCCAUGGAAACCCUCAACAUCCCCUACAAAUAUGAACAUAACAAGGCCAAUGCAAACGUAGUUCGUGAGGUGGAUGUGGAGAAGGUCACCGUGUUUGAGAAUCCAUACGUGGAUGCCAUUAAGAGUCUAUGGAAUGACCCAGGAAUCCAGGAAUGCUAUGACCGGAGGCGGGAAUACCAGCUCUCUGAUUCAACCAAAUAUUACCUAAAUGCUCUAGAUCGCAUCUCGGACCCCGCUUACCUGCCCACCCAGCAGGAUGUGCUGAGAGUCAGAGUUCCUACCACAGGCAUCAUCGAGUACCCAUUUGACCUUCAGAGCGUCAUUUUCAGGAUGGUGGAUGUGGGCGGCCAGCGCUCUGAGAGGCGCAAGUGGAUCCACUGCUUCGAGAACGUCACCUCCAUCAUGUUCCUAGUGGCCCUCAGCGAAUACGAUCAAGUGCUUGUAGAAUCUGACAAUGAGAAUCGAAUGGAGGAAAGCAAAGCAUUAUUUAGGACAAUAAUAACAUAUCCAUGGUUCCAGAAUUCGUCAGUUAUAUUGUUUCUAAAUAAAAAAGACCUGCUGGAAGAAAAGAUAAUGUAUUCUCAUCUUGUGGAUUACUUCCCUGAAUAUGAUGGUCCCCAGCGAGAUGCCCAAGCUGGUCGGGAGUUCAUUUUGAAAAUGUUUGUGGACCUGAAUCCGGACAGUGACAAAAUUAUCUAUUCCCACUUCACCUGUGCCACAGACACGGAGAACAUUCGCUUCGUCUUCGCCGCCGUCAAGGACACCAUCCUGCAGCUCAACCUGAAGGAGUAUAACCUGGUCUAGUCAUGCCUGGGAAACACAGUUCAACCCAAGUACAACCUAGUUGGACCAGACCUGGUGACUGAUGAGCUUUGCAAGAUGUACUGUAAUAUCUGUGAAAAAAAAAAUUGACAACAAAUAAUUGCAUAAUACUAAUUUAUUGCCGUCCAGGGCCCUGUGUUAAUGGGGCCUUUAGUAAAUAUUAUUCUAUUUAAAAGGAAAAAGUAAUGGGGGCGUUGGAGAUUGCUGUUAAAUAUUUGCAGCACAAUUCCUAAUUUUUAGGCUAAAUGUUGUGAAUUUUCAUUUUAAAAUCUCACAUGUGCACUCAAGGGUGGGCUAGUUUGUUUUUGCUUGAGAAGCCAGCCAAGCGAUCUCACCUUCCAGAUCUGAUUUCCAACAGCCUUUUGGCUCCCACCCAUUCCUGCGUUGCGUGUCACUCAGCGCUGAGAUAACCGCUCCAGAUCUGUCUAAGCCAUCUUUGUGUUAUAAUUUAUGUGUGUUUUUUCUGAAGGAUGGAAAGUAUUGAAACUGUGAUUUUUAAAUUAUUGAUAUAAAUUAUUACAUCUGGUUAGGUACUAUCUAUUUUAUGAGCAUGAGAGGACAGACAUGUAGACAAAAACAGGUUAUAAUUCAUGAAGGAGCAGUUAAAUAACAGAAUAUCAGUUUAAGGUGACAAGAAUUGAGGGGCGCUCGGACCAAUCCUGUGAUAGAACCAUCAAAAAUCUGUGCGACUAUUUUCCACAUUAAACAUUUAGUGCCACAUCUUGAUUUCAAGAAGAAUUAUUUCAGAUGCCAAAUGAAUACAGCCAAACAUUUUCGUGGCUUUCUAAGGAUAUUAAUUUUAAAAGUAUUUCAUGCAAGAGCAGGUAACCUCAAGGUAAAACAUUUGAAGAAACUGUAAAUGUGUGUAGUUUCAGCCUUCUAGGUUCCCCCCCCCCCGCUUUUCUUUUUGUCUUAGAAUGCCAAAAGCACUGGUUGCAAAGGGUUUUCAAUUAAGACCCUGUAGGCCAAGACUGAUUACCGUUACAGCAUUCACUUUUAAGAUGUUAUUUAGGGAAAGAUGUGUUGUGGGUGCCAAAUUAAGCAAAGUUAAAACUAUUUAAUGUUUGGGUGCUCAGUUGAAUUUUUUUCUUCUUGGUCAUUCAAAAAAUGUUCUUGGAACCCAGUGUAACUCGGUGUAUAGUUAGUUGGUUGUAUCAGGAGUGCACUUUUUAUUUACUUACUUUUUAAAAAAAUAUUAUAUGACUAAUUGCCCAACAUUAGACCAACACGGCCUCAGCUUUUGUAUACAUGGAUGUGCAUUUAUUGUGAAAUAUCAAGGAAGAAUAUGUGGGUUUACUUUUUUUUUUUUUUUGGAAAUUUAUUACCCCCCCCCCAAUGACUAGUGCAUAUGUUCUGUGGCCAGUGUACCCAUCUGGGGCCUGUUUCCAGAGAGGGGCCAGUAGAGCUCUGAACGCCUGAGACAUUAUCUGGAGGCUCUCUUCUCUCAGCCCGGACUGACUCAUGGCAGAGCUGUGUGAAAGAGCGAUGAUUUGGGUCGAGUCCAGUCGCAGAGGAGCCAGUGCACUUGUCGUGGCUCAGUGGCAAAUGAAGUGACUUUGUGCUGUAAAUCAGUGACCACCAGUGACAAAAUUAACAACCAAAGUUAGCCUGCAUCCUGGAUUGGCUCUAGUCUUGCCCCCAUUUUUUUUCUUUUGAGUAUAUAUUUUUUGUUAUUAUUCCCUUAACAUA
Messenger RNA from Scleropages formosus (Asian bonytongue), 3760 nucleotides. RefSeq names its product guanine nucleotide-binding protein G(q) subunit alpha. The transcript has 7 exons. Gene Ontology annotation, cellular component: cytoplasm; heterotrimeric G-protein complex. The coding region runs from base 974 to 2053 and encodes 359 amino acids. Lineage: Eukaryota; Metazoa; Chordata; Actinopteri; Osteoglossiformes; Osteoglossidae. Gene Ontology annotation, biological process: adenylate cyclase-modulating G protein-coupled receptor signaling pathway. The record is from RefSeq and is a predicted model, not a curated record. Gene Ontology annotation, molecular function: guanyl nucleotide binding; G protein-coupled receptor binding; GTPase activator activity.